CUACAAAAGCAGUUAAAGAAAACACUAAAAAAUAUUGAUAAGUUGAUACCAAAUGUGCAUUUACGCUCUCUUAAUUUACAAUUUGGCUUGGUAGUUCUAGAUACUAAGGUAUUUUCUAGGCGUGCGAUUUUUUAUUCAAAUUUAAGCGUUUUCGAAAUCCAAGACACGCAAAUAUUUUGAUCAAAGCAAGGCGAUAAUAAUUAAUCGGAAGGGUCGAUAAAUUUUGUUCGAACUUUUGUUUUUGUUGUUUUUGAUUUAACAUCCGGGACCUUUGCAUUUUGUAGCUUGUACCCAUAAUGCAUUGUUUUGUUUACACCUUUAAUGACCCUAUUGCCACGGCAUCGAUCAAGGUGUUUCAUGGUAAUAAAGUUACUAGAUAAAUAAUAUGUCUAUCUAAGCACUCUAUCGUAAAACAUCAAAUCAAAUCUUAAGUUUGCUUUUUUAUGAACUUAAGUUUGUCAACUUUCUCAUGUUGAAAGACACAAAAAGAGCUUUUUUUGGUUUGUUUUGAUGUGUCGGGAUCCGUGAAAUUGUAAUGCGAAUAAAAUGGCGGCUAUCAUGCGACGGCCACGAGCGAGACCAUAAAAAAUGAAAUUCGGCUUCUCACUCAAAACUAAACCGACUCUUUAUGCUAAUAAUAAGAAUAUGCAUGGAGAAAAGUAUGGUCGAAGACUCAUCCGCAAGUAUAAAAAACCAAACUGGUAAAAUAAAAAGCUCGUUGGUCUGCAAAGAUGUACAAUUAAUUGAAAGUAAAAAGACAUUGCAUGCUAAUGGAAAGUUUAAAACAAUUCCAGAUGCCAUUACAUGGAAUGAAUCUGGAAAGAAAAUAAAGAGACGGUUAGAAGAUCAUUUGCCCAACGAUAAUAAGAAACCUAAAACUGACAACGAUGAUACUGUGGAAUUACUAGAUGAACUUAAAGAAGAAGUAUUUAAUUGGGAAAAGUAUAUAGAAGACACAGGCUCGAGAGAAGUGCCAAGUUCUGUUUUUAAACAUGUUGUACCAGAGUGUAUGUGUGGAUUUGAACCUGGUAUGAAGCUUGAAGUGCCAAACAAAGACUACAGGAAUACAUACUGGCUAGCAACCAUCAUUACCAAAGCUCCACCAUUAAUAUUAGUUCGAUACGAAGGUUUUCAACAAUGCAAUAAUGCCGACUUUUGGUGUAAUACGCUGUCUGAUGAUCUGCAUCCAGUGGGUUGGUGUGCACGAACUAAACAUGCUUUAAAGCCACCAAAGUCAAUCCAACACAAAGAGAAGAACUGGUAUGCUUAUCUUAUCAAACACUUAACUGGAGCAAGAAAGGCAUCAGAAUCAUUAUUUUUAAAAAAAUCACACCCUGCACACUACCUUCGCGCUGGUCAAUACGUUGAAGUAUUAGAUGCAUAUAACCCCACCUGUUAUUGGCUGGCAAGAAUUGUGGAAGUCUUCUCUGGCCGAUUAAAUUUGCAGUAUGAAGGUUUGGAAGAAAAAAAAACUGAAUUGUGGUGUUAUUAUUUGAACGAGAAUCUGAGACCGGUCGGGUAUGGAAUCAAACAUGGAUUAACAUUAUACCCUCCGCAAGGUUAUUUUACAUUUACUCAUGCUCAAUUUAGCCGCAUCACUGAGAAAUUACUUUCUUUGUCAAAAAGAACUGAUAAUUCUUUAUUUAAAGCAUUAUUUGUGGGCUGGCCGAACAAGAUAGAGCAUAAUCUACGUUUGGGCAUGAAACUUGAAGCCCUCCAUCCCAACGACCCAACAUCCAUAUAUGUCGCCUCUGUGGCACGUAUUUUCGACAACUAUUAUUUUCUUGUGAAAGUAGAUAAUCUUUUGUCGACACAAGAUGAUUUGAUUUUGAACUCUUUCGUGGCACAUAGAAACUCACCUUGCAUUUUUCCCAUUGGUUUUUGCACACGGAACGGUGUCACAUUGCACCAACCAAAAGGUUACAUUGGGAAAUUUACCUGGGAUGGAUAUUUAAAGUAUACAAAGUCAGAACCCAUUCCUGAGUCAUUUUUUGCACAGAUAUAUGACGAUGUAAAGCUAGAAGUGGGAAUGAAGUUGGAAGCUGUUGAUAAAGAAAACAGAGGAAAUAUAUGCGUCAGUACUAUUUCAAAAGUAGUUGGACGCCAUAUUUGGUUGAACAUUGAUGGUGAUACGCGCAGUGAUCAGGUGUUUCAUGUUGAUUCGCAUGACAUUUUUCCUGUUGGAUGGUGUGAAGCAACCGGACAUGAACUGCAAUGGCCAAGACCAAACACUUUGGAACAGAAGAAUCGAAUAUCAAGUUUAAGACACACUGCUACGCGUAAAAAUCGUCUCGAAGUUUUACGUAAGGGAAAAUUACACGACAAAAGCUCCGACGCGAAAGAUUCAAAGAAAGAUAAACCAAAAGAAAAACGGCAAAAGUCGCGUCACUAUUUAAAAGGUCGUCGUGGGGUUUCAAGAAACCGAGUGACGUACGAUGACAAAAACGAUACGACAACCGACACGUCAAUUGCAAUCGUUUGUAUAAAUCGACUCGCUGAAGAGUACAACUCAGAAGAGAGUAUUAAACGUCAUUUCCAUCUUGACGCCGACGGACGUCUUCCGGCUGAAGUUGUAACUAUUGACGAUGACGACGAUGAUGUGGAUAAAUCUAAAACAGAAGACAAUGAUCCGUGUAAAUACUCGGCAGCAGAUUUAAGUUUUUUAAGUUUUAUUCGCGUCAAACCAAACGAUCUUAGUAAAAAGGAAGAUGAAAUGUUUGAGAAAAACCUUCACGACAACGACGGCAACCAAGGGAGCGAUGUCGACUAUUUACUGUCGCCAAACUCAAGUCGCGAAAGGCGUUCACUGAACAGUGUUGUUGCUAUGCUUCGUGCUACUCGCCGUUCGCAGACCAAAUCUCAUUUGCUUGAUCAAUACAAGCAAAGCAAAUCCAAAAAAACUGAACAACCAAGUCAGUCUAUUAAUCGAGAGAAGCCGCAUAAACAGGAUGCUGCCAAAACUGUGAUUGAUCUAUGUGAUGAUAUGGGAGACGACGAGGAAAGCACACUCAUUGUCGAUACGAAAGUUGCCACUCAAGAUAACUCCAUAAAAAUUCCCGGCAAGGGCGAUUACCGUAUUGUGGAAAAAAUCGUGACAAAGCGAGGCGAUAAAAGUAAAAUUAUCCUUAAGCUGGGCAAAGCGUUACAAACUGACCAUGUAUUUACUCCAAAUCGGCCAACAAAUUCACAAACGGCCAACAUGGCUGCCACUAAUGUGGAAGACAUGCAUACGUUGUCCAACAUGGCACGCUCGCACCCAGGACUGGACGAGAUAAUGAGACAUCGUUUCGUUAAAGUACGAAACAUCUGCAAAGAUUUACCCAAAAAUCCAUUAGUUUGGACUAAAAAACACGUUGCAUCUUUUAUCACGACGGCUGGGGAAGAGAAGUAUGCCAAGCUGUUCUACGAUCAGGAGGUUGACGGCCAUUCUCUUCUUUUACUCACCGUGCAGGAGAUCCACCACAUUCUCGGCGUGCAUCUCGGAAACGCAAUGAAAAUUCAUGAUUACAUAUUUACGUUACAACAACUUGUCAAUGACGCCUAUCUGAACAAUCACGUCAAACAAGCAGGUUCCAUGGAAACGCCGCACGACACCGACUCUAUUAUUCUAGAAAGAGAAACAACAUCAAAUAGCUCAAAGGAGGAGAAGGUUACAACUGCGGAAAUUUCUGAGACUUGCACCAUGUUCCCGAAAAUGGAUGUCAUUCAUUGGAUAAAAACGUCCGUUAUACCGGAAAAUGAGAAACGUGAAGUGGUGUCUACGACAGAUAUGCAACAGACUUAUUCAGAAACUACGAAAACUGAAUCGGUUCAAAAGACCGCUUCUGUUAUAUCUAAAGGGUUAGAAGUCGAACCUCGAAAUAUCACGCAAAAAGAAGAUAGUAAAAACUGCGCAUUACCGGUAGAAAAUUUCAAUCCGGUCCAGAUGAUCCCAGUUAGUGAAUUUAAUUUCAUGCCGGCGUAUAACAUCCCCGGUCAUGCAGUACGUGUUGCUUCUCCGCCGGUGCAGAUGUCAGCUACUUUUACUACUCCUGUUCAUAUGAUGCAAUACAGACCGGCGAAUAUUCCGGUUGGCUCUGAAUUUCCGAUAAGAUUCGGCACACAUUUAAUACCUCUUCAUUAUUUACCAGAACAGGCAAAAGAAACUGUUACCCCGGUGUCUAAACCGAACGAAACACUAGUUCCGGCGACCUCAAUUCAACCAAUCAUCAUACCACACAUUCCCAAUACGCUUAAAAGGCCAGCCGAGGUAAUGUAUCCGGUCCCAUUUCAUUUUCCGCUACAGUCAAAGGACUGUAAAAAAGACAAUACCGCUUCGCGUAAAGCAAAGAUACGUAAAACAAACAUGGCGGGUAAGUCAAUAAUGGCAAGUCCGGUGUCCAUUCCGCCUCCUUCGUUUUCACCGGACCAUCCUUGGUUUCAGUCAUAUUUAAGGAAGGUGGAUAUGAAGUUAGAGUCAAAAGAGUUGUGGGACGAUUUUUAUAAGAAUGGAACGGAAAUGAUUUUAACCCGUAUUGGAAGACGUAUGUUCCCAACGUUACAAAUUCACGUCACGGGUAUGGAUCCAAAAGCGUCAUACGUUAUCAUUGUAGACUUUUCUCCCGCAGAUCACUAUCGUUAUAAAUACGAAUAUGAAUCUUCGCAGUGGUUAAUCGCUUGCAAAGAAACUACGCCCACCCCAGGGAGAGUGUAUGUACAUCCAGAAUCUCCCGCAACUGGGGAGGAGUGGAUGAGAAAUACGAUUGAUUUUACACGCUGCAAAUUAACCAAUAAUAUUAGAGAUAAAAGAGGACACAUACUUAUGCAAUCUAUGCACAAAUACCAGCCUCGUAUUCAUAUCAUCUAUUGGAACGGGGCUCUUCCUUUACAUAUUGAUCCAAUUGAAUUGUUACGAAUCGGAUGUCGAAAAGAAUUCGUCUUCCUUCAAACACAGUUUAUUGCGGUGACAGCAUAUCAAAACAGUCAGAUAACACAAUUAAAAAUCGCAAGCAAUCCCUUUGCACGUGGUUUUCGAGGAGACUGGCGAAAAGUUUCUAGUUCGGAUGAAAAAUCGAAAAUAGAAAGCGAGCAAUCCACCACAAAGAAUUCCAAAAACUCUGACCAGCAGGAGAGUGAAUCUAGUGAUAAAAUAAUACCAAAGGAGGAAAUCCUCUCAGAGGAAGAAGAAGAAGAGGAAGAAGACGUAUUAGACAACGAAGACAAAAAAGAAGAGCUGAGUGAGACAAAAAAUAAAGUUUGAUAUUUUGUGAGUCGAAGUAUUAGAUGUCGAUUCUUCACAAAUGUCCCUACACUAUUUCAAACAAAUAAGCGAGACAAAUUUUCGCCAAUCAUUUUUUCGAGGUUUUAAGUGGAUUAACUCAGUUCAAUUGGAAUUUAAAUAUAUACCCCGUUCAAAGCAUAGCGAAAAAGGAAAAAACUCGCGGAAACUUCUCCGUAUAUUUGUUUUGAAUAAAUUAGUCGUAGUUUUGGUACUACUAUUAGGUAAUUAAAAUUUAGAAUCCGCAAAAAUCCGACAAAUUAUAAUGUAAACUCGAUAAAAAAGAAAGUCACUCGCCGUCAAUCCUGACAAGUUAUUACGCGUAAAAUCUACUUAACGUAAAAAUGACUUUCAAAAUUUAAGCAAUUCGUUUCGUCAAUAUUUCUUCUUAAAGUGGGUAUUGAUUUUAGCCUCGAGGGUAGUGACUUUUUAACAAUACGAUCAGUAUUGUAACGAGAAAUUCAGAAGUUACCAAAGUAAAAAAUUUAACAGAGUUCCAGUUCUAAGUCCGAUAUGGAACUGGAAUUCCGAUGAACAGUACUUGUUAUUUUUUUUUCUGACAGAAAACUACACCACCAUUUUUAGAACCUAAGAUGUGCUUUCAUUUUUAAUAUUUUUAUAGUUUUCUUGUGUUUGCGGAUAACUUUUCUUAUAUCCAUGUUUAUACUGUCCUUUUUUUGUCUUGGGUUUCUUGCCUCCUACCGGCAUCGAGGCUUUGGCUUUAAAAUGUUUAAAUAAUAUUUUUCUUUUUAAAAGCAUACGUUUUAACAAUAGCUUCAACAUCAUCUGCAUGUUAUGUUUGUAAACAUAUAACUUAAAAACAUACCCAGGGUCAGAUAGGGGAAUUUUUUAAGCAUGUGCUAAGUAUAUUACUUAGCCUUGCUGAGUCCAUGAUGUGUGUGGAUUUUCUGGUGUUAUGAGUAUUUUAAUUAGACGUAUUCUAUUUUAUAUAAAUAAAUAAACACCACUACACUU
Messenger RNA from Hydractinia symbiolongicarpus, 6232 nucleotides. RefSeq lists its product as uncharacterized. Gene Ontology annotation, cellular component: nucleus. Gene Ontology annotation, molecular function: protein binding; DNA-binding transcription factor activity. Lineage: Eukaryota; Metazoa; Cnidaria; Hydrozoa; Anthoathecata; Hydractiniidae. The record is from RefSeq and is a predicted model, not a curated record. The transcript has 19 exons. Bases 629 to 5239 code for a protein of 1536 amino acids. Gene Ontology annotation, biological process: positive regulation of DNA-templated transcription.